Messenger RNA from Pecten maximus, 4465 nucleotides. RefSeq names its product F-box only protein 10-like. The transcript has 16 exons. Bases 130 to 3561 code for a protein of 1143 amino acids. Gene Ontology annotation, molecular function: protein binding. The record is from RefSeq and is a predicted model, not a curated record. Gene Ontology annotation, biological process: ubiquitin-dependent protein catabolic process; regulation of apoptotic process; protein ubiquitination. NCBI's taxonomy places the organism in Eukaryota, Metazoa, Mollusca, Bivalvia, Pectinida, Pectinidae.
UACGUAUUCUGAAAACAUGGCUGCCAAUUGUUUGGAAUCUCCUAGCACACAAGUUAUACAUACGUACAGAUGGAGGAGACUUUAGGCUGCCUGUAAGAUCAAACUGCCAUGGUUAAGUAACCAUCGACAAUGUCCAGCCCUAGUGCCAAGCCGGACAUUGGCAGUAAGGUGCUACCUGGAGACAAGUCGGGGCUUCCGUAUGAAAUUUGGAGGAUCAUCCUGUCUUACCUUUCAGAAGAUGACCUGUGUCGUAGCUCCUGUGUGUGUAAAACCUGGAAUGACCUCAUCGUCAGUCUGGACAACACCAGAUGGCGGGAGCUAUACCUUCAGUGUGUUGACUGGAAACAUCCCUACUGGCCACUCAACACCAAAUCAGAGCCGUCGUCAUGGAAACAGGCCUAUAAAGAACAGUUCAUAUCCUCAAGGUUCUGGGUACGGACACAGAAAGAACCUGAUGCUGCCACCUGUCUAUACGUCUUAAAACGUCGAAAGGAAAGAAAGACGAUACACGUCGGACGAGGAAAAGAACAUGCUACAUUGAAAAGUGCACUUGCUGUCGCACGAGAGUAUGAUAGAAUUGUGGUGCACCCUGGGAUUUACGACGAGCAGUUUGAAAUGUCGUCAAAGAUUCCGUUUGAGUUGGUUGGAGAGGGGGAGCUUGGGAGUGUGAUUCUAGUUGUUUGUAUUGAACAAAUCGCCAUUACAGGGCGUGUCAGUAAUCUUGUGUUCAGAGCACCAUGGUUCACAAACUUUAUACUAAAGGUGCGGUCCGGCUACCUUCAGGUAGACAAUUGUAUUUUGGAGGAUGGCAUGGUCUAUGUUCAAAACCCAGGAACAUGUCACCUCAAGUUCUGUACGCUACGCCAUGCCACAGUCAUCCUUCAGUAUGUGAAUGCAAGCGUUAUUGAGAAUUGUGAGUUUUCCCAAACUGACUCAGCGGCCAUUACAGUGGAGGGCUAUCCUCGUGAGGAAAAAAACUGGACUUAUGGAUAUUUGAUGGAGAAAAUCGUAAGUGCUUGUGAAAUUUCGCAAACACGACGUAAUCCUAAGGGAGAACCAGUGCCAACUUCUGCUUUCUCUUCAUCCACGACUUACACAACCAAUCAAAAACAUUCAGAGAAAUCAUGUGACUCUAAAACAGACAAUGCCUCCUUUCAACCAAGUUUUGGAGGAAGAAGUGUAAGUGGCUCAGCAAAGUUUUCUCAAGUUCAUUCAGAAUUUACAGAGAAGCCGAGUUCAAAUGUUCAUUUAUUCCGUAGUUUGUCAAAUAAGGAGCAACUUUACUUGAAAGAAUCACCUAGUUCGGAUUUAGUUAGCUUUACAGAGGACUUAUCUAAUGUAGAAUCUCAUAGAAAAAAUUCCAAAGCAAGUUCAAUGGAUGGGUUAUUGAACGUUGGAAACCCUCAACCAUGUACCUCAAAUGUUCUGCAGGAUUCUUCCUCGCACCAACCUACGAAUUCCCAUGGACUAACAAUCACUCAACAUUAUGCGUCGUCGGUAUCUGAACCUGUUCAUCAGGGACAGGCUCCUCUCGCUACACAACAAAAUGGUGAACAGCCGGCUGACCCAGUUAUCAAUAAUGAACUGCAGUUAAAUAUACGACGAGAUUCCUCGGAUAGUGGGUCAAGGUCGCCUUUGUCAAUGAUUAGUGGCAGUGACCUAUUUGACGGGGAUGACGACAGCAUUGGAAGAUAUGAUUCAGGAUCAGAACAUUCAAUUCCAGGCAUAAGUACAAGCAGUAGUGACGAAGGCCCAAUUUCUGAUGGGGAAAGUGAUUUUUCAUCGAGCGAGGAGUCUGUGAUCAUGCUGUCCUAUCCUGAGCAUCAGUUGCCCCGGUCCGUCUCUGCUUCAUGCAGUCUCAACACUGAUGAAGAUGUCAUCUCAAUAUCAAGUCAAAAUGAAUCGGAGCAUAUCCCUAUUGUCCAUGAUGAUGCCAUGCAAAAAGUUCUGGAUGAAGUACGAGGCUGCCUCAUACGACAUUGUCGAAUGAGUCAAUGUAAAGGUGGAGCGAUGGUUAGUCUGCAGGCUCAGGCAGUCAUCUCGCACUGCGACCUCAGUAGUCUUGGUUAUGGGGUCAGAUGUAUCCAGAAUGCAAAGAUUGUUUUGGUCAACAGUGAGAUUCAUCAUAGUCGGACAUCUGGAGUGUUCAUGAGGUUGGCAGCCUCUGGGCUCAUUGCUGGGAACGACAUACAUUCUAACUGUGAGGCUGGCAUUGACAUCAGGAAAAACGCGGACCCUAUUGUACAGAGUAACAGAAUCCAUCAUGGGAAGCGGUCAGGUGUGGUGGUGCUGGGAAGUGGGCGGGGCCACAUCAACAACAACGAAAUUUACCAAAACAAGGAGGCAGGAGUGUACAUUUUAUAUCGGGGCAGUCCUGUGGUUUGCAAAAACCAGAUCCAUGGUGGGAAAGCAGCAGGGAUCGCCGUUAAUGAAGGGGGGCGUGGCUAUGUCAUAGACAACGUCAUUACUGGUAACCAGUGGGGAGGUGUUGACAUAAGAAAGGGAGGAGAUCCUGUCAUUACGCAAAAUGUCAUCACAAAUGGACUGUCUGAUGGUAUUGUCAUCGGGGAAAAGGGGCGUGGCAGUGUGGAAAACAAUGUUAUAUCUGGAAAUUCAGGAUGUGGAGUUUGGAUAACUGCAGCCUGCCAACCGAUGCUCCAUGGCAAUCAGAUAAACGACAACGGUGAUGCUGGGGUGACGUUUGUUAACAAAAUGGAUGCAGCUCAUGAAGCUGACACUUUGGGGAUGAACCGAAAUGACAUGCACACUCGACAGAGUAUGGAGUUCUGGCAGUUCGCCAAUGACGAACAACCGUUUCCACGGAGGCCAUGCCAAAAAGCCACGAUAGAAUACAACAGUAUAUAUCACAAUGGAGGUCGUGGGGUCAAGGUCAUGUUCAAUGACGAAGUUGCUAUCCAGUGUAAUGCUAUUCAUGGUAACCGUGGUGAUGGCAUAUUUAUUGACCAGACUUCUGAUGUGUUAGUCCAGGACAACAGUAUCACUUGUAACUGUGGUAACGGGGUCGUGACCUCUAACAAUGGAAAGGUGUCCAUCCAAGGAAACGGAAUAUUUGACAACAGGGACCACGGAAUUUCAUGUCAAAACGAGGCCGACAUUUCAACCAAUGAUAUUGUUGGAAAUCAAAGAUGUGCUAUACUACUACAAAAGAAUGAAUCUGUCUCGGUUCAACAAAACCGCCUUCAGUCAUUGAGUGACAAGACAGUACAUGUUUCCAUGGUAACCAAGGGUUGUAUCCAAAACAACAAGAUAUUCAAAAGCUCUCACAAAGCCAUUGAAAUGGGUUCUGAAUGUAAAUGUACAGUGAAAGACAAUUGUGUUGUUGGCAAGGAAACCAAGGACAAAAAAAGCCAUGAAGUCUUGAUCAAUGGAGAUUCAGACAAAGAUUUCUGGAUGUUACAUGACCCUGGACCACGACCUCAUAUUGAAGCUCCCUCUCUCAUCAACUCACUGCCUGCCAACCAGGUUACCACGGUAACCAGGGUGAUGGUACCUUCAGCUGGCAACUGUGAGGAAGGAAGCAAACUGUGUGUGAUCCUGUAGCUGUAUGUAGUAGCUGGUGUCUACCAUCCUGUCAGUAUCAUUAACAUAACCUAAGAUAAAACUGUUUAUGAUUUACAUUUCAUAUAUAUACCUGAAGUUUCCCAGAGAUUCUGGCAUAAACUGAGGUUUUGUGGAAUUUGGCUGUCAAGUAUUGAUCUUUCCUGAGGUGAGGUGAUUCAUUGUGGUACUAUGAAGAUCGUUAAUAAUUUAAUUAAACAAAUAUUGAAGUCACAAUAAGCUAAACUUUCACCGAGGGCAAUUCAAGAGAAAUGCAUAGCAUAUCAUAGACAUAAAGAGUUUUGUGUUGAUAACAAAUGUUGAAUUCAAACAAAAAGGUAAACAAACCUCGUUAGUCAAAUGUCAUCCAUUGAAGUAAGGCAGUUACCAAUGAAAAUCGGAAAAUUCACUGUACUGUAUAUAACCCAACUUAUUUCCACAGCAAUGUAAUUUUGCAUUUUUAUAUCAAAGAACUUUUGGUGACAAUUUAAUUUCGCGAUUUACAGUCUAAAAAGGUCAACUGUAUCUGUAAUUUAAAUUAUUUCAUGGCGAUAAUUCUUUCAACUUCCAGCUGUCUGUGAAAUACACAAAACUUAAUUUCACAAGAAAGUAAGCUGGUUUACAGUAUAUUAGGCAGGUCUUGCUAGCUAGUGUCCACAGGGACCAGAAAUUUGUUACUAAUUACACAUAGGCAUAUUUGUAAAAUCACCAUUGAGUAAUCAUGUACAAGGAGUUGAAGCAAAUUUCACCUUUGACAUGAAUUAUCAAUAUCAAUAGGGAUUAUUUCUUUUCACACCGAAUUCCUGAAGUCCUCAGGUAAAAUAUUACACAGCGGUGCAAAAUGCAGUACACAUAUUCCUGUAAGUGAUAGAUAUGUUGAACGAGAUCAUAACAUUUUUUAGCUCAC